CCAAACAGCUCAAAAUUGCAGAGAAGCCGAACUUUACAUUUUCUUGCAAGUUCUGUUGCUCAGAAAUUUGCAGGUUUUUUGUGAAUUUUUUUGGCUGAAGAAGACGAAGAGCAUGGGAAAGCCGAAGAAACCAUCAAGACCAGCAACAUCAGCUACAAAUAACACUGCAGAUGAGGAAUUACAUGGAGCAGCUCGAUCGGGGGACCUGGAGGCUGUUCAGAGAAUAUGCAGCACCAAUCCUCUUGCCAUCAAUUCCAGAGACAAGCACUCCCGCACCCCACUUCAUCUAGCAGCUUGGUCUGGGCAAACAAAGGUAAUGGAAUAUCUCUGCAAAAAAGCUGAUGUUGGAGCUGCUGCAAUGGAUGAUAUGGGUGCCAUUCAUUUUGCUGCUCAGAAGGGUCACACUGAAGUUGUGAGGAUUCUCGUUAACUUCGGAGUCCCCAUCAAGUCACACAAUCGCAAAGGAAUGACUGCUCUGCAUUAUGCUGCCCAAGGUUCGCAUUUGGAACUUGUCAAGUACUUGAUUAAAAAAGGCGCAAAUAUUGAUGCAAAGAACAAAGCUGGUAAAACUCCAGUUGAUUUGGCUGGCAGUGAAGAAAUUCGCGCAUUCUUGGUUCAGUGUCAAACCACAUCCUGCAAGGAGGUCUUGAAUGGUAAAGGAAAAUUUUCAGAAGGUCGACCAAAUUCUUCUUUAGAGGAGAAUGCAGGGACUGCUGAAAUAGAAGUUCCAGACAGAGGUGAAGAACCUGAUAAAGAGAAAGAUGAAUUCUUCAAGAGGAAGAGCGAUGAAGAUACUGCCAAGGAUAUCUUGCCACAGACCAAAAAACCAAAAGUUUCUCUUAAUCAUCUGCUAGCUGCUGAUGACACCCAAGAAGAUGACGAAUAAGCGUCCUCUUGAAAUGUACUCAGUUUAGCUGCACCGUUGAUUGGUACAACCUAUGAGGAAAAUUGCUGGCUAGUUCACUGGUUUUCUAACACAAGAAUCUGAUGUAUUAAGUUAGCUGUGCUGCUUCGUUUCAUUUUGUAAAAUUCGAAUCAGUAGUUUAAAAUUGAUGGCAUUUGGCAUUUGGAAACUCUGCUAGUUUUUCAAAGGAUGUAAGCCUAUUAGCGCAUAAACAGAUCAGCGACAUUCUAACCUUUGUUUAUCCGUUCUACUUAGAACCUACAAGGGAGGAAUUAGGGCCAUGCAGUUUCUUCGUCA
Messenger RNA from Coffea eugenioides, 1201 nucleotides. RefSeq names its product tankyrase-like. Lineage: Eukaryota; Viridiplantae; Streptophyta; Magnoliopsida; Gentianales; Rubiaceae. Bases 113 to 886 code for a protein of 257 amino acids. The transcript is spliced from 2 exons. The record is from RefSeq and is a predicted model, not a curated record. Gene Ontology annotation, molecular function: protein binding.